CGCAGGUUUUUCUAUGGAUAGAACGAGACGAGGGCAAAUCUGACCAUAUGCAGCACUCCCCAGGUUUUGGACCAGUCACAUGUCAGACUGGUUCUUCCAUUUAACCUUUUUGCUUUUCCGGUAUGUACACUAUAUUUCUUAUUUCUAGACCAUAUAUUUAAAUAACAUUUCUUGACUUUAUCUCAGCAUUUCCCCAAUGGCCGGAGCACCGGCAGCGGCUGGACGCGGCAGCGGUGGUGGUAGGCACUACUGCGUUGGGGACGGGCCAUGCAGCAGCACACUUUGGAACACACUCUGGGAUGCACGGUCGCCCGUUCCUGUGACGCCAUGCAGCUGCUGGCCAAGCAAGGCACUUUGUGCGGUGACGGACUGCUCCUGGAAGAAAAUGAGGACAAUAGCUUCAAUGCCACAUUAAUAAGCUACAACAAACACAACAGAUUGAUUGCGAGGAGUUGGUGCUCCUUCAUCUCCUCCCUCAGCCAGGAGAUGUCAGCGAGAUUUCUUGUGCCAAUGAUGCACAGUGAGGAGGUGGUGCGGCCUUGUGGCGUGUUUGCAACGGUCGAUCCGGUGGCCUGCCAGCAGCCUCGCCGUCUCUGGCUUGUUACUAGUUGCUGCUUGGAGCAUGGUUGAGUCGGCUCCCUUGCUGCGGGCCUACGGCUCUCCCCUUGCCCCCUUGUCGAAGCCAUCGGAGAGGACAAGGCCGCCAACCCAUGAUGAUACACUCACAGCUACCCAGGUCCGCACUUCGCCCUAUGCUAUUUCUUUCAUGCCAUGGGUACAAUUUUUCUGUGUCUCAAGGCUACUCUCAUAAACCAUCUCUUGAUUUAGGCCUCGCUGGUCCUCCCUUGCAUUCCCUCAUAUGCCUGGGGUUAUGGCAAUCAGGACAUGGUGGGGGCAGUUGGUGGUAAGGCAGAGUCAGGCGUACUGCCAGCAGUGGCACUACUCGAGAUCAAUGCCAUGUGGAGUAUCACUCAAGUCCCAGGAUUUGACGAUAUUGUUUCUGGCUAUUAGGUUGUACAACAUCUUUGUUAUGGAUUGUGACCCCCACACAAUACUGGAUUCAGGUACACUAGCAACUACUCUUUUUGUCAUUUACUUGAUUUAGUUGAGACUGAGGUCAACAUGUAUGCUGGAAA
Lolium rigidum is the source of this 1136-nucleotide messenger RNA. RefSeq lists its product as uncharacterized. The coding region runs from base 268 to 630 and encodes 120 amino acids. The transcript is spliced from 5 exons. Lineage: Eukaryota; Viridiplantae; Streptophyta; Magnoliopsida; Poales; Poaceae. The record is from RefSeq and is a predicted model, not a curated record.